Messenger RNA from Chilo suppressalis (striped riceborer), 1593 nucleotides. Lineage: Eukaryota; Metazoa; Arthropoda; Insecta; Lepidoptera; Crambidae. The record is from the annotation of a GenBank genome assembly.
UUAUAAUGGCACACCUCUAUUCUCUCCUUGAGAAGGUCAAAGAUCCGCUCCCACCUUACUCCGUGCACCUAAUCGUCUUUCAAAAGUCGAAGGAUUUCGAAGAAGUCGGUGUUUUUUAUAAAGGGUCUUUUUGACUUCACCAAGAUGCCGAUCAAAUCGAUAAAGGCUCGUCAAAUCUUUGACUCCCGUGGCAACCCCACUGUAGAAGUUGACCUUGUCACUGAAUUGGGUCUCUUCCGUGCAGCAGUGCCUUCUGGAGCUUCUACAGGAGUCCAUGAAGCUUUAGAAUUGAGAGACAAUAUUAAGGGACAAUACCAUGGUAAAGGUGUCCUUACUGCAAUUAAAAAUAUCAAUGACAUAAUUGCUCCAGAACUGUUGAAAGCAAAUAUUGAAGUCACAGACCAGAAAGAGAUUGACCAAUUGAUGAUUAAUCUUGAUGGCACUGAAAAUAAGUCGAAGUUUGGUGCUAAUGCAAUCCUUGGUGUUUCCUUGGCUGUAGCUAAAGCAGGUGCGGCUAAGAAAGGAGUGCCUCUUUACAAACAUUUGGCUGACUUGGCUGGAAACAGUGAAAUUGUUCUACCAGUUCCUGCCUUCAAUGUCAUUAAUGGUGGCUCCCAUGCUGGCAAUAAAUUAGCUAUGCAAGAGUUUAUGAUCUUGCCUACAGGAGCUACUUCAUUCAGUGAAGCAAUGCGUAUGGGAUCUGAAGUCUACCAUCAUCUGAAGAAAAUCAUUAAGGAGAAAUUUGGCUUGGAUUCGACUGCUGUUGGUGAUGAGGGUGGUUUUGCCCCUAACAUUCAAAACAACAAAGAUGCCCUUUACCUUAUCCAGGAUGCUAUUCAAAAAGCUGGAUACACUGGCAAGAUUGAAAUUGGCAUGGACGUUGCUGCAUCAGAGUUCUUCAAAAAUGCAACUUAUGACUUGGACUUCAAGAAUCCUAACUCAAACCCAGCUGACUAUUUGCCUUCUGAUAAACUAGCUGAGGUGUACCUUGAUUUCAUCAAGGACUUCCCCAUGGUUUCUAUUGAGGAUCCCUUCGACCAGGAUGACUGGGCAGCCUGGGCUAGUCUGACUUCUCGUACGCCGAUCCAAAUCGUCGGAGAUGAUCUUACAGUUACUAACCCAAAACGUAUCGCCACAGCAGUGGAGAAAAAGGCCUGCAACUGCCUUCUAUUGAAGGUCAACCAGAUUGGAAGUGUAACUGAAUCUAUUGAUGCCCAUUUGUUGGCCAAGAAAAAUGGCUGGGGCACUAUGGUCUCCCACAGGUCUGGGGAAACCGAGGAUACGUUUAUUGCCGACUUGGUAGUGGGCUUGUCCACUGGUCAAAUCAAGACCGGUGCGCCGUGCCGUUCUGAGCGUCUCGCCAAGUACAACCAAAUCCUACGUAUUGAGGAAGAGCUCGGUGCCGCUGCAAAGUACGCCGGCAAAAACUUCCGCAGACCCGUCUAAACUAUUAAAACACAGCGCAUUUGCUAAUUUAUGAAUGUCAGUUGUUUGAAAUUUUGAAUGUAGUUUAUCAAUGUUUAAUGAUACGCUGAAUGAGUUAAUUUCAUAUUUUCCAUUUAUUAUUUUAUGAUUUUUAUUUUAAAAUCUGCC